UUCACGGUUGGAUCCUCCAAAGGCCACAAUAAUUAAAUUCAACAAAUCUCCUCAUUUAUAUCUAAAAUCAAUUGGAUCACAAAACCCACAAUUUUAAUUUUUCAUCUUUUUUUCCCUGCCAAUCAAAACCCAUGAUCCUUAGAGAAAAUCCUCGAACGUCAGUGUUAGCAGUAUAGUACAAAAAUGUAGGGAUUUCUGACCCUCACACACGAGAAACAGGAUUUGGGUUAAAUUCCAUAACUGAUAUCUUUUCUCGUGCUGAUGUUUAAGCUGUAUCUAAUGGCCUCUAAUGGGUAUCUUCCUACCCUCGUGUUUCGUCCAGAACAAGGAUUGAAUAGAGUACCCAAGGACUCUCAGCGUCUGUUGCCUAAUUAUGAACUACGAGAAGACUUGAUACGAUCAAGUCCCCUGAAUAUGGGAUCAAAACAAAUUGGGGAUCCAUGGAAAUCAACAACCGGGCUAUUCAACAACACCAAUAACAACAACCAGUUUGUCACAAUUGACCCCACUUUUACAAAACCUGUGCUCAUUGACAUGCAAGAUUGUUGCCCAAACUCGGAGCUUUUCAGCUUUAAAUUUGUGAUGCCUGGAUUACUUGAAGUAGAAAAAGAUGGACAUGGAGUAGAUCUGUCAUUGCUGUCCAACCUAACUGGGCUUCAAACUGAUUACAAACCAUAUGUUCCCGAUUUGGGUUAUACGGAUUCACGGCCUAUAUAUCCAAAUCCAGAAUUUGAUUCCCAGAAGCCAUUGAUGGACUUAGUUGGUGAUCUUGUUCGACAUUCUGAAAUUACAAUCCAUGAAGAUGGAUUCGUGUCAUUGACUGGGAAUAAGAAAGAGAUGAAGGACAUACUUUCGAUUCUUGCUGAGUUUUACUUGUCAAAGAACUUGAAUAACUGGAGAAGACACUCAACUUUGGUACCACAGUUUGAUAGGUUGUGGUUUGAUGAAACAAGCUAUUAUGGUUCUGCUUUGGAGAUUGAAAACGUGAUUGUUGCUCCACAAAAGAGCCCAGAGAAGAGCAAACAGAAGGCAUCACAGAAAAAGAAAAGCAACCGUAACAAGACAACAAUCAGACAAAACACAAGCAACUACAGUGAAGCUUGUGAAAGCCUUUUAUCAAUCAUUUUUGACAAAAACCGCAACAGUAGUAAAGCUGCAAUUGCAAUUCCCGCUUUAAAAAAAUCGGGCCCCGACCUACCAAACCUUCUAACCCAAUUCUCAGCCAGCAUUGCGGGAACCGGAAUCGCGGUUCUUUUUUCGGUCAUCUGUAAAGUAGCGAGUGGGCGGGACCCGUUUUGUUCAUCAAAAUUGCUGAAUACAGGUCUUGGGCUUGGGCUUGUGUGGCUCUCGUGGGCCGUGAACAGACUUAGGGAUACGAUUGUGAUGAUUAAUAAGAAUUCGAAUAAGAAAAAGGGGUUGAAAGAUGAGGAAAUGAUGAAACAAUUGGAUACAAGUGUGAAGGAAAUUUACUUCAGAGCAGGAGCUUUGAUGAUGGUGAUGGUGCUGAGGCUUGCUUGAAUUGGAGGUAUGGAAAAUAGACAGUUGAUGUGAAAAUGUGUGUAUUAUGGUGUAAAUGAUGUGUGUGAAAUAGGGAAGUCGAUUUGAUUUGUUAUAUGAUAUGAUAUGGAGUCGAUAUCAAGUUUUGCCUGAAAUAACUACUCCUAAUCUGGAUACAUUCUUGAAGGAUCAUGAAAAUUGAAACAAUAAUUUUAUCUUUUA
Lactuca sativa (garden lettuce) is the source of this 1719-nucleotide messenger RNA. RefSeq lists its product as uncharacterized. The record is from RefSeq and is a predicted model, not a curated record. NCBI's taxonomy places the organism in Eukaryota, Viridiplantae, Streptophyta, Magnoliopsida, Asterales, Asteraceae.